AUGCUUCUCGUUCUUCUCAUCGCUGCGACCGGCGUAGCAGAGAAGUACAUCACGACUGAAACGCUCAACGGCCACGUAAGGGGCGUCAUAGAAGACGUGGAUGGCGUAGACGUGGAAAGGUAUUUGGGCAUUCCGUACGCGGAACCACCUGUAGGAGAGCUAAGGUUCAGACGACCAGUGCCAGCAAAAUCAUGGCGUCCGACGACUCUGGACGCACUGAAGUUCUCAAGCCCUUGCGCCCAAGCCAACGGGUCUUUUCCUCCAGUUCCCUGGCUUGUAAAUAGAGACCAGGUCAGAGAGGACUGCCUAUACUUGAAUGUGUGGAGCCCUCUAAGAAGGAACAAUCCGCUGGGAGUUCUCUUCUGGAUCCACGGCGGGGGCUACAGAACUGGAACCGCCUCGGAGUCCCUCUACGACGCCAAGACCUUGGCGGCUGUGGGCGAUAUCGUCGUCGUUUCGAUCAACUUCAGAGUCGGUUCUUUCGGUUUUCUCUACACUGGUCCGGGCUCAUCCAGCGGUAACUACGCUCUCUGGGACCAGCACCUCGGCCUUCUCUGGGUGCGGGAUAACAUCGCCCAGUUCGGAGGUGACCCUGGACGAGUGACCGUGUACGGCGAAAGCGCUGGUUCGAUAGGUAUCGGUGCGCUGCUCGUCGCGCCUUGUAACGCCGGUCUCAUUCACCGUGCCAUCAUGUCCAGCGGAAGUAACUACUGGCUGGUUCCGCCGCAGAAUGUCGUGGGCCACGCGUACACCGACCGAAUCGCCAAGUACGUAGGAUGCCUGGACCAGUCGAAGCCUUCGUCCAAGACUCACCCAAAGGAGGUUGUGGAAUGUCUUCGCAGGGCGCCCGUCGCGAAGAUAAUCGAUGCCGAAGAUACCCAGUUUUCCGUAGAGCUAGUGACAUUCACUCCUUCCCACGGCGACGACUACCUCCCGGUACCGGAGCUGGAGGCUAUUGCCCGAGGCUUGUUCAUUCCUCUGGAAAGCAUUCUUGCAGGAGGCAUGGCGGAAGAGGGCAGCAUGUUCGUUUACUUCAGGGGGCCAUCCUUCGCUAAGAUCACGUCCGGGCCCAAACUAACGAAGCAGGAGGCAGCUGACUUCGCAGCGCGCCACUACUUCAGCUUCUUGCCCAAGGCGACGCAGUCGAUGAUUACCGGCAGCUAUCUGCGCCGCGUGCCUGGCGUCAAUGACUGGACAGGGAACUUGCGAGCGCUCAUGGACACCCUGGGUGACUUUGUCAUCUUCUGCCCGACCAGAUUCUACGCCGAGGCGUUCGCCAAGACGAACCAUCCCGUCUACUUCUACGUGUUCGAUUACCAAUACAAGCGCGGUCUUUGGCCGCCCUGGAUGGGUGCGACACAUUACGAAGACCUCCAGUUCACGUUCGGAAUGCCUUUCCGCUUUCCCGAACGUUACUCGAAUGCUGACCGCGAGCAGAGCAAAGCCUGCAUGGAAUUAAUAGGCUCUUACGUCAACAAUGGGAGGCCUGCGGUGCCGGGAGGCGGCGAGUGGCCUGCGUUCACCAGGCAGCAACCGCUGCACGUGUUCUUGCGUGCCAUCAAUGCGAGCAUCGGAUCGGACUUCCAUGGGGAAGGAUGCGACGUCUACCGCAUGCUGUACAGGCUUCUGGGCGUCCCUGCGCCCUGAGGCGUCCCCCAAUACGAAACCACCGUGAAUGCAAAUAAACCGGUGUAA
This is a messenger RNA of Rhipicephalus sanguineus (brown dog tick), 1695 nucleotides long. RefSeq names its product acetylcholinesterase-1. The transcript has 2 exons. The record is from RefSeq and is a predicted model, not a curated record. Lineage: Eukaryota; Metazoa; Arthropoda; Arachnida; Ixodida; Ixodidae. Gene Ontology annotation, cellular component: plasma membrane. Gene Ontology annotation, biological process: acetylcholine catabolic process; choline metabolic process. Bases 1 to 1647 code for a protein of 548 amino acids. Gene Ontology annotation, molecular function: acetylcholinesterase activity.